UUUCCGAUAACAAGCUACCAUAACUAAGCUAUCGAAUCUGAAUUUCCCUCUUUGAGUCCCAUUUUAAAAAUUUGUUAUUAACUUCCAAAAUGGAGACUCCACCGACUCCCAGUUCAUCCACUCCGCCCAAUUUCGAGGCCGGAGACGACAUGGACGACAUCCAGCGCCUGCUGCAGCUGGAGGCGAUGCAUCGCUUCCAGGAGGACAGCCGCAAUGUGAAGCGCCAGGUGGAGGAGCAGGUGCGUCUCUGGCUGGACGCCAAGUGCGAUUAUCAGCGGGAAUUUGGGCGCCUGGCAAGGCUUCUAAAGUGCGCCGCCUUGCAGACUGCAGUGGACGCCCAGCGCCCACCCGAUGUGGAAUCAAUCGCCCAGGCGGCCAAGGAUAUCGCCAGUUUGCGUUCCAAACUCAACAGCGAUCUACGUCCCACCUGUCUGGACAGCAAGGAGCUAGAGCAGUGCCAGGAGCAGCUCAACACCGCUCACAAACCGCGCUCGAAUCUCUGCCGCCAGCAGCGAGUGUUCGCCCAGAAUCAAGAGGCUCUCAAGGAUCUGAGCACUGCCGUCGAUGGUUUGGAAAACGGUCUGGAGGUUGGCAUUAUGCAGGGCAUGGAUCGCCUUGUGGACGACCUCCUCUCUACAAGAAAGACAAACAUCUAGCCGUUUGUUUUAAAAGUAUAUUUAUAAUUGUGAAAUAAACUAUUUUAUAACAUUAAAAUCGGAGAAUUGCGAUUGAAAACUAUGAGCUUCAAUAAAUACACAUCCAUCCGGUAAAAUGGAAUUCUGAAACAGA
Drosophila rhopaloa is the source of this 789-nucleotide messenger RNA. RefSeq names its product augmin complex subunit dgt4 (gene dgt4). Bases 90 to 656 code for a protein of 188 amino acids. The transcript has a single exon. Lineage: Eukaryota; Metazoa; Arthropoda; Insecta; Diptera; Drosophilidae. The record is from RefSeq and is a predicted model, not a curated record.